AUGUGCGCGGCCGGUGUGGCGCUGGCGGCGCUGCUGCUACUGCUAACGGCCGCCAUCGUGCGCCUCGUGGUGCUGCUUGUGCAGCUCGUGACUCCGCGCUACACGCUGGCGGCCUGCGCGUCGGCGCUGGCCUUGUGGUUCGUGGACUCGAGACGCCAGCGCUACGCCAAGGGCUUCUACUCGUGCUCGCGCAAAGUGGCAGCCGCGCCCCCCUCCGAGACCGAAUCGGAGGACGAUGACAGCGAGGCCGGAGCGCCCCCGAGCAUCAAGGCGCGCGCCAGAUCCCCCGCCUCCAGACACAGCAAGAGCCUCGCAAACGUCAGGACGCGCAGCAACACGACGGACGGAGAGCUCCAGCGGCGACAGGCCACGCGCCCGCGGUCCUCGUCGGCAAGGAAGCGCCGAGUGCCCAGACGGCGCGCUGACACGGGCAUGAACGGCACCGCCAAGCACCAGGAGCGGUCGCGCCGCGCGACGUUCGCGUCCAAGCAGGACGCGUACGUCAGGCGGAGCAGCUCGGAGAGGCUGGAGGACGCUCUGCGCUCGGAUGGCUACUGGAUCGGGGACUUCCGAGUGCAGCGGCGCCUGGUGUCGCGACGCAGCCACACGACUUCCAGCCCCAAGGCGAACUGA
Messenger RNA from Phytophthora sojae, 633 nucleotides. RefSeq lists its product as hypothetical. Lineage: Eukaryota; Oomycota; Peronosporomycetes; Peronosporales; Peronosporaceae. The record is from RefSeq and is a predicted model, not a curated record. The coding region runs from base 1 to 633 and encodes 210 amino acids. The transcript has 3 exons.